Rhineura floridana is the source of this 3018-nucleotide messenger RNA. RefSeq names its product vomeronasal type-2 receptor 26-like. Gene Ontology annotation, molecular function: G protein-coupled receptor activity. The transcript has 6 exons. Gene Ontology annotation, cellular component: membrane. Gene Ontology annotation, biological process: G protein-coupled receptor signaling pathway. The record is from RefSeq and is a predicted model, not a curated record. Bases 1 to 3018 code for a protein of 1005 amino acids. NCBI's taxonomy places the organism in Eukaryota, Metazoa, Chordata, Lepidosauria, Squamata, Rhineuridae.
AUGGGGACAAUUCAGCCUGCUAUGCCUGCCAUUGAGCUGCAGACCGCAGGUGCGGCUUCUGCAGUGGCAAUGGAUCCAUUUGGGUCAAUUGCUGUGGGUGCUAUUUCUUUUGGGGAGGUAUCUGUUUCCUUGGGCUUCCACCUGCUCCUGGUGACCAAAGACAGGAUUUGGUGCGGAGAAUAUGUAGAUUUGUUUACCCUCCUUUAUUGGGAGCAGCCUAAAAAAGAUAGGGAGAAAGAUGGAGAAGUAGAGCCUGAAAAGCCUAAGCGUAAGAAGGUUGACCAGACAUGGCACAAUUGGUUGCCAGCUUACCUGAUCUACGUGGGCGUGGUGAUGGAGAAGCAGCCACUAAAGGGGCCCCUUCUGGUGAAAUACUUAGAUAUAAUAUACAGGGCCUAUAUCAAGUUUUCUGUCCUGGCAUGGCUGUCUUAUGAUGAGGUCUUUUGUAUGCGGGUGGCAUUUGACAAGGCACUCCCACGGGACAGAAAGAAGCCGGAGUUUUGGCUGCAGUUCAUAGCAGCAGCCCGUGCCAUGACUGGGGACAGGACCGACAGUGGGCACUUACUAAGCAGGCAGUCGACUGCAACCUUGCCCCGCGGGAAUGAGGGCAUAGUGACUGAGAACUACCAACACAUCCUGGCUUUGGCAUUUGCUGUAAAUGAGAUCAAUAAAAAUCCCCAGAUUUUACCCAAUAUCACACUGGGAUUCAAUAUAUAUAACAACUAUUUGCAUCCAAGGUGGACCUAUCCUGCUGCAAUGCAGUUUCUUUCUCCAAAAAACAGACUUCUUCCCAAUUUCAUGUGUGGCAUCCAGGAACAUUUACUGGCCAUCACUGAGGAUAUUACCACUGACACCUUCCACCACAUAACAAACGUUUUUGGUAUCUACAAGAUCCCUCAGCUCAUAUAUGAUGCUGCUUCAGUGAUAACAGAUAACACGGAAGUCCCUUUCUUUUACCACAUGGUUCCAAAUAGAUUCCACCAGUUCAUGGGGAUUCUCAGAUUACUUGAACAUUUCCAGUGGAGAUGGAUUGGAUUCUUUGCUGCAAAUGGGAUGAGUUUAUCAUGGUUCAUACAGAAAAUGGUUCCAUUAUUUACAAAGAGUGACAUUUGUUUUGCUUUCUUGGAAUCUUUCACCAGUUUUGAAUAUGAUGAUAAGAAGGAAAACUUUGACAGAAGUGGAAUGUAUUUGUCUGGUAAGAUCCUGAACAGCACGGCCAAUGUCUUGGUCUUCCAUGGAGAAGCUCGGACCAUGUUAUUUUUGAGAUUUAUUCUAAGUGAAAGAAUCAAGCCUGCAAUACAAAAUCCUAAUGGUAAAGUCUGGAUUCUAACAGUUGGAAUGGAGUUAAAAACCUACUUCAGCCAAAAUGACUGGGAUAUACAAGAUUUCUCUGGUGCUUUAUCAUUUGCACUUCACUCCAGUGAACUUCAAGGAUUCCAACAAUUUGUUCAGAGGCGAAACCCUUCUAAUGCCAAAGGAGACACUUUUAUCACAGACUUCUGGUCUGGACAAUUUGGUUGUACAUUCCAUGAUUCCCUUCUGGGCAAUGGGAGUGGGGAUAUCUGCACUGGAAAGGAGAAUCUGGAGAGCCUUCCUGAGCAUGUCUUCCCAAUGAGUGUAAAAGGUCAGAGCUACAGCAUCUACAAUAGUGUCUAUCUUGUGGCCUAUGCUUUAUAUGCCAUGCACUCAUCUGCUUCCAAAAGCAAGGCAAUGAUGAAGGGAGAAAGAAGGAAGCUUUAUAAUCACAAGCCGUGGCAGUUCUACCACUUUCUGAAAUCUGUAUCAUUUAACAACAGUGCUGGGGAGAAGGUUUUCUUUGACCAGAAUGGGGAGCUUGUUCAAGGAUUUGACAUUUUAAAUUUGGUGACAUUUCCAAAUAAAUCCUUCAUUAAAGUGAAAGUUGGAAGGAUGGAUCCUCGGGCUCCUCCUAAUGAAGCACUGAGCAUCAAUGAGAGUGCCAUAGUAUGGCACAACUGGUUUAAUCAGACACAACCUGUUGCUUUGUGCAAUGCCAAGUGCCAACCUGGUUACAGGAAGAAAGGGAGGGAGGGGAAUCCCUUCUGCUGCUAUGAUUGCAUUCCAUGUCCAAAAGGGUGGAUAUCUGGCCAUGAAGAUAUGCCUAUGUGUUCCAAAUGCCCAGAUGAACAAUAUGCAAGCAUGGACCAGAAUUCAUGCAUUCCCAAGACUGUCACCUUCUUGUCCUAUGAAGAACCUUUGGGUGCCAGCUUAGCCAUGGGUGCUCUUUCAUUUUCUUUCAUCACCACUCUGGUACUACGAACAUUUAUGAAGCAUCACAACACUCCCAUAGUCAAAGCCAAUAACCGGGACCUUACCUACACUCUUCUUAUCUCCCUUCUGUUCUGCUUCCUUUCUGCACUGCUCUUCAUUGGGCAACCUGAGAAAGUGACAUGUUUCCUCCGCCAAACUGCCUUUGGUAUUGUCUUCACAAUGGCUGUGUCUUCUGUGUUGGCAAAAACCAUCACUGUGGUUGUAGCUUUCAUGGCCACCCAACCAGGAUCCAGGAUCAGAAAGUGGGUUGGAAAAAGUCUGGCUAGCUCCAUUGUUCUUUCUUGCUCCAUUCUUCAAGCUGGCAUUUGCCUUGUGUGGCUGGCAACCUCUCCCCCAUUCCCAGAUGCUGACACACAUUCAAUGACUGAAGAAAUUGUCCUGCAGUGUAAUGAGUCAUCCCCUAUAAUGUUUUACUGUGUCCUGGGCUACAUGGGCUUGCUGGCCUUUCUCAGCUUUGCUGUGGCUUUUGUUGCCCGCAAGUUGCCGGACAGUUUUAAUGAAGCCAAAUUUAUUGCAUUCAGCAUGUUGGUGUUUUGUGAUGUGUGGUUGUCUUUUGUUCCAACCUACUUGAGCACCAAAGGAAAAUACAUGGUAGCUGUGGAGAUCUUCUCCAUCUUGGCAUCCAGUGCUGGGUUGCUGAGUUGUAUCUUUUUCCCCAAAUGCUAUAUUAUCUUGUUGAGGCCUGAGCUGAAUAACAGGGAACAUUUAAUUAGGAGGGGAAAACACUGA